Phragmites australis (common reed) is the source of this 1314-nucleotide messenger RNA. RefSeq names its product SNF1-related protein kinase regulatory subunit gamma-like PV42a. The coding region runs from base 41 to 979 and encodes 312 amino acids. The record is from RefSeq and is a predicted model, not a curated record. Lineage: Eukaryota; Viridiplantae; Streptophyta; Magnoliopsida; Poales; Poaceae. The transcript is spliced from 3 exons.
CGACCCGGCCACCGGCGCCGUCCGCAAGCACUACAUAGGUAUGGUCAACAUGCUCGACAUCCUCGCCCACAUAGCGGAGGCCAGCGACGACGCAGAGGCCGACGACGAGGCGAUCGACCUCGACAGCUGCAUGGCCGUGCCGGUGUCCUCCGUCAUCGGCCACUCACUUGAGGGACUCACCUUGUGGACGCUCCAUCCAAACACCAGCGUGCUGGACUGCGUGGAGGCGUUCAGCAAGGGCGUGCACCGCGCGCUGGUGCCGCUUGAGAGCUCAGCGGACAACGUCGUGGCGGUGGAGCUCGUGGAGUCCGCCCCGGGGUACCGGAUGCUCACCCAGAUGGACGUGGCCAGGUUCCUGAGCACUCACGGCGCCGAGCUGAAGGGCGUAUUGUCGCGCACCGUGCGGGAACUCGGCGCCGUGAACGAGACCGUGUUCGCGGUCGCGAGUGGCACUAAGGUGAUCGAGGCCAUCAAGGCGAUGCGCGCGGCGUCGCUGACCGCCGUGCCCGUCGUGGACGCCGCCGUGGAUGCAGAGACACUCCAAGAUGGGAGGGGGAAGAAGGCGAUCGAGACGUUCUCGGCGACGGACCUCCGGGACUUCCCGGUUGCGCGGCUGCAACCGUGGCUGGGGAUCAGCGUGACGGAGUUCAAGAAGAAGGUGGCCGAGUACCGGGCGAGCAACAAGCCCGUCGUCCCCGGUGCCGACGCCACGGACACCGGCGUCCCCGUCGACGACGCGGACACUACCGUGACUGCCAAUGCCACCGAUGAAGAAGAGCAGUUGCUGGUGACGUGCUCCCCGGAGAGCACCCUCGGCGAGGCGAUCGAGGCGGCGGCGGCGAGGCACGUCCACCGUCUGUGGGUGGUCGACGAGGAGGGGCUGCUGGUCGGUAUCGUGUCUCUGACCGACAUCCUCCGGGCGGUGAGGGAGGCCGCCCUCGGCGAGGACCGGGAGCUGCACUGCAUCGUGUCGUCCUAGGACUAUAAGUUGAUGUCGUAGCUUUCUAAGAUUAGCUCGUGACAAUCGGUGUCCCGAGUCUCCGAGACCUCCAGCAUCACGCAUAUGUUUCUGACGCUGGCGUUUGCUAGGUAGCGUCUAAUGUGACGGGUAUUACGAUGUUCCAACUUUCAGCUUUUUUAGCGACUGAGGGCGUAGAUAUAUGCUUAAAUCAUCUAUGUUUGAGUUAUGUUCGAGUUUUCUUUCAGCAAAUUUGAAUGCCGUGUACAUCCUAGACGUGUCUGACACGUCUUGUUGGUGCUUAUUUGGCGUCUAGGCCGAAAAUUGUACUUCCUAAACAUCUCAAAAGAACUAGU